This is a messenger RNA of Clarias gariepinus (North African catfish), 4769 nucleotides long. RefSeq names its product sp4 transcription factor (gene sp4). The transcript has 5 exons. Gene Ontology annotation, molecular function: RNA polymerase II cis-regulatory region sequence-specific DNA binding; DNA-binding transcription factor activity, RNA polymerase II-specific. The record is from RefSeq and is a predicted model, not a curated record. Lineage: Eukaryota; Metazoa; Chordata; Actinopteri; Siluriformes; Clariidae. The coding region runs from base 776 to 2677 and encodes 633 amino acids. Gene Ontology annotation, biological process: regulation of transcription by RNA polymerase II.
CUUUCCCUCUCUCUGUGGCAACCUGUCGCCUCCUUUCCCCAUUUUUCCUCUUCCGUGUUUUUGUUUUGUUUUACUCUUAUAUCCAUAUUGCUCAUGUAUUCUUUUUAAGACUCCUUCGUCUUCGUUUUGACACCAUUGUGCAACCAGUCCAACCAUUGUCUUCAGUUUGCUUUAAUCGUUCAACCAAAAUUUUAUUUGAAACAUAUAUAUCAUUUAAUGUAAAUGCUAGAUUAAAUAUGUAAUUAUAUAUGUAUAUAUACAUUUUUCGACUAUUUGUCUCCGUAGACUUAUAGAAAGCUGGGGGGGGGGAUCCCAAUCGCAUUGCUAUUAAACACGUAGUGCACUGUGUACGCUGUGUGAGCCUGUGUUUAAGAGGGCGCUGUUCAAGGGAACACUGUGCGGAUUGGGACGCGGCCCUCCCUAAAAGGCGCUAAGCUACUUAGUUUCCCUCUGAUGUUGAUUUAUCUUUUUAAAAUGUUUUCGCAGAUCAAAAGAAAGAAGUCAUGGCGACAGACGGGGGGAAGUCAGGUGGUGGUGAAAAGGGCAAUAAAGGAAAAACAUCCACGCAGCCACAUGCAGUAAAAUAGGCGGCGUGGGCGGGGAGGGGCAGCCCGGCGUGCAGCAGCAGAUCAUCAUCGACCCCAGCCAAGGGUUAUUGCAGCUCCAGAACGCCCCUCAGCAGCUGGAGCUUCUCCCUGCUCAGUUCACAGGAAACGGCUGGCAGAUCAUCGCCGCUUCGCCUGCUGCAACAACAACAACCGUAACCAAGGACAACAUGCAGGCUUCUGGCAUGGCCACCGUAGCAACAGGGACAAGCGUGGUCCCUGUUGAUGCCACACCCGGACGAAAGGUUAAAUCGGCCAGUUUAAACAACGCGUCAGUCGCGCAGCAGCAGCAAUUUCAGAUCAUCCAGGUCCAAAACAUGCCUAAUUCCACAGGAGGGAUUCAGUACCAGGUGAUCCCACACUUGCAGACCGUCGACGGUCAGCAGAUCCAGUUAAACCCCAGCAACGCAACCACUUUAAGCGUCCAGCCUGAGCAGAUUCAACUCAUUAACGCUCCUAACAAUCAAGCCAUCUUAGCCACGCCUCCAAGAGCCACGUCGGCCAAUGUAGUUUCCCAGAAUGUCGCAAAUCAGGCCAUCCCUCUGCAGAUUCGGCCCUCAUUUCCACUCCAACUGAGCACGCAAGCCCCCAUGGUCACUACAAUACCCAUAAAUAUUGGUGGUGUCACUUUGGCGCUGCCCGUCAUCAACAACGUGGCGGCCGCAGGAGGAGGAUCAGUGCAGCUUCUGCAGUCGAGCGACGUAAAUGUGGCGAACGGCAGCCAGUUGAUCGCGACCAGCGUGGAAUCAACAUCCGGGACCACCAGCUUGACUACAUCAGGGGGCACAGACUCCAUCUCUGCAGACGCUACCGCCUUAACUUCAGUGUCAAUGUCAUCUGAUGCUGGUGCAGAGGGGCAAAAAGACAUACGUGCCCAGGGCGGCGAUUCUGACAACCAGAGCACGGUUCAGUCCAACGGGCUACAAGUGUCUGAGCAGCAGGCCCCGGUGCAGCAGUUCCACAUCGUUAGUCACCCGAUGCUGCAGCAGAUCCAGAUCCAGCAGCCACAGCAGCAGACACAGGCACAACAGCAACCCCAGCAGCUGGUCCAGGGCUCCAUUCAGUUACAGCCGGCUCAGACGCUGCAGCAGAAUGUACAGCUGCAGGCUUUUCAGAACCCCGCACAGGUCCUGAUUCGGGCCCCCACGCUCACACCAACCGGCCAGAUCAGCUGGCAGACGGUGCAGGUUCAGAACGCAGGUAUGGCUCAGCAGCUAACGCUGGCUCCGGUGGCCUCCAGUCCGAGCGGUGGUGCAUUCACACAGAUCGCUCCUCUCACUAUCGGAGGAACGCCCAUCACGCUGAACACGGCCCAGCUGGCCUCAGGGACAGGAAUGCAGACAGUCAACAUUGCAGGUCUGGGGACUGCAGGGGUCCAGGUGCAGGGUGUCCCACUCACUAUUGCUGGAGUGCAGGGCCAGCAGCAGGCUCAGGAGGGUAUUAAAGUCCAGUCCAGCCCUGUGACCGUCACUGUAGGGAACUUGAGCAACACCAGUCUGAACGCAGUUAGUCCAGACCAACUAGGGCAGGCACAGAGUCCUUCGGAGCAGGAGGGUCAGCCGAGCAAGAGGCUGCGCAGGGUGGCAUGCUCGUGUCCCAACUGCAGAGACGGAGAGGGCAGGAACAACAAUGACCCGUCGAAAAAGAAGCAGCACGUGUGUCACAUGGAGGGCUGCGGGAAAGUCUACGGCAAGACGUCUCACCUGCGAGCUCACCUGCGCUGGCACACUGGAGAGAGGCCCUUCGUUUGCAACUGGAUCUUUUGUGGAAAACGCUUCACCAGGAGCGACGAGCUUCAGCGGCACCGCAGGACACACACGGGUGAGAAAAGAUUCGAGUGUCCGGAGUGUUCCAAGAGGUUCAUGAGGAGCGAUCACCUGUCGAAGCACAUCAAAACCCACCAGGGCAAAAAGGGAGGUGCCGCGUUGGCCAUCCUCACCACGGAGGACAUGGAGGACGAGGUAGAGGAGGCGCUGAGCUCGCCCAGGAUCGUCACCGUCGCCUCCAUCUCGCAGGAUUCCGACCCGGCCACGCCCACGACGUCUAACAACCUGGAGGAGGAGUUCGAGUAGCUCGGGGUCCUGAUCCUCCACUCAAAGCACCAUGUUCUAUAUCAGCUUUUAGUUGUCUGUCUUUUGUUUGUUUGUAAUUUUCGUUCUUUUUAGAAUGGACAGCUCUUGAAGUGCAUCAGCUUUUCAGAUUUUUUCAUAUGAAAAUGUAAAAAAAAAAUAUAAUAGAAAAAGAAUCUAAAGAUUAUGAAUUUACCGUUUGGUUUUUAAGAGACGUACAGUGAUUACCGGAAAUGAGACGAGGUGUCAGAGUGUUUUAUUUACAGGAGUAGGAGGGAUCUGUUGUUCCCAGUACGCAAAUCCACUAUAAAGAGUCUUUUCCUUUAGGAUUAAAUUAUGUCUCUAUGCACAAAAUUGUACAUCUUUUUUUUUGUUGUUUGUUUGUUUUCUUUUCUCAAAUUAUGAAUCAACUUAUUAUCAGGAGUGGGAGGUUGGUGUAAAUGUAGGUUUUUAACAAACUAGACAGCAGUUUUUUGUGAAUGCAGUUGGAUAAGAUUUGGAACUGAACAGCUGUAGAACGCCGAUCUCUUAACCGUCAUCGCAUCAGCAGACGACUGUUCAGCGCCUCACUCUUAGACCUUAGGCAAAGUCCAUGUAUGCAGAUUUCAAGAAGAUGCACGAAAGGAAAGUUAAAGAGAGGAUAAGGCGGAACCUGACACAGUCACACAGUAGAGUCCUAAAAAGCACAAAUUGAAAAAUAUUUAUAUUUAAAAAAGAAAGAGAUGAUACAUUCCUAUAUGAACAGAGAGAUGAUGUGAGGAUUAAAAAAAAAAAAAAAGAGUUGAAUUUGGCUUCCUGAUAUUUGCUAUGUUAAAUGAAAGCAAUACUAUAACGACAAUCCUUGUGAAACCAUGUUUACAUUAAAUAGGAGGCAGAAUAGAUUUUCUUUAAGAAGCGAAGAAAAGAAAAAAACCUACAGCAAACAGCCUAAAGGGUUUUUUUGCUUCUCAAAAGUCAUAUGAACUGUCCUACAAUGCCUUAACACAGAGCAGUGAGCAAGAGGCUCAUGUCGGGGUGGGGGGUGGUGGGUGGGUGGGGGAUAUGUAGGGGGAAAAAAAGGGAGGGGUCGGGGGGUGGUGAAGGAGAAGCGGGUCUUUCAAAGAAGAGACGACAAUUUCGUGUACAGUUGCACACAGCUGACCACACGCUUCUUUUCUAUGCUAGUGAACACUGUGGCCAGUAAGGAGACGUCAAUUUUAAAUCUCAGUUCGAUGACAUGUUGUACGCGCUCCUCAGCUAUUUGCUCCUCUUGUUAGAUUAACAUCACCUUCGUCAUCAUCUUCGUCACCCCCAUCAUAUUCUUAGUGUCAGUGCCAUUAAAUAUGUCCGCUUUCUGAUUCGUCGUAGAUCUGCGGCCACAUGCUCGGCCAGUCGAGCUCUCGUAGCUUAGUUUGGUGUUAUAAAAUGUGUCUGGUGGUGUGUUUUUUUUUUUUUUUUUUUUUUUUUUUUUGUGAAAAUCAAAAACAAAUUUAAGAAUUUAUGUUUUUUUAUGUCCUUUUACUUUCUUUUUCCUGGUUUUAUAUGUUACCACAGACUGUUUAAUAUCCCUAAUUUAUUAUUUAUCUUUAUUUCAAUGUUUGCCCUUUUUCAGAGUUGCUGGUGUGUAUUGUAUGCUGUUAAGUCUGAGAUUACGUGCAGCAUGUUUUUUUUUUCUCACCCUGGUAUAAGCAAUUAUUUCUUUCUAAUCGUGGUCCUUUUAUAAACAUAACCAUAGCUUUUUAAUUUAUAUGAAAUUUGUCUCUCACACCAUAACAUAUUUAAAAAGAAAAAUUUGAAAAAGAAUUCUGAUACCAAACGAUUUAGAUGUUUUUGGUAAUAUUUUGUGUGAUCACUGAAUUUUUUUUCUUCAAUAUUUUCUAGUGGCAUCUCAUUUGUAAAUCUUUUUCUAAGAUGUUUCUUUGUGUUCAUGACAUUUAAUAUUUUUUUGUUUUGCCAGGUUAGCCUGAAAGGCUUCAGUUUAUUGAUAUUUUUUAAAAAAAAUAACUUUGUACAAAUGUGUUAUGUUAAUGGGUAAAAAAAAAAUGAAAGAAAAAGAGAAAGUCCUUUGCCUGCAUAACACUUGAAAUUAAAAGUGAAUAAAUCGGUCUUAAUUAUA